AUGGCUUUUGCUGCCCGCCACUCGUGGGAAGAUUUAGUAGAAGUUAAACUAGGAGGCACAAUUGAACUUGGAGAUGUAACACCCCACAAUAUUAGACAGUUAAAAAGGCUUAAUCAAGUUGUCUUUCCGGUCAGCUACAAUGAUAAAUUUUAUAAAGAUGUACUUGAGGCUGGCGAGUUAGCAAAAUUAGAAAUCUUUAUUAACAAAUUUUACAUUGAAUUCAGUACCUCUAGUAAUGGAAAUGCUGCAAUUGGGCAUUUUCUCUCAACCACUAGUUCAUCACAACUACCUUGUCAGUCUUUGAGUCGACUGUUUCUAGCUUUAACUGCUCCAUCUCAGCCUGUAGAAGAGAGAUGCUUUUUUGUGGAAUGUGUGGUCAGAGAGAGCCGCUGUCUGGACAUUACACACACUAUUCUACAUAGCUCACCACAAAAUGAUCCACGAAUUGUUUUAUUCAUCUGUGAUCUCCUCAACAACCAGACAGAAAACAUGAGUGAAAAACAGUUAGAGGACGUUUCAACAUUUCUUCAUUUUCUUCACAGAAUGGGAGCAUGUGUUCUUCCAUCCACCAAUAAGGAAGAUAACAAAGCUGCUUUAGAAAAUGAAAGUCUGGCUUGGAAGCAGAUAUUGGAUAGUGACCACGAACAGUGGAUCCAAACCAAUCGUGCUUCAGAGAGCAGGGUUCUCCAAAGACAUGAAAAUCUGGCAAAGUUGGUCUCCCAAAAUGCUAUGUUUGUGACACGAAUGGUAGUUGAAGCCCAGAACAUGGAGAGAAAACUGUUUAUUGAAAAUAUAAAAACCACAUAUAGUCAAGGUUUGGCAGCUAAAAGAGCAUGGCUUUCGAUGAUCACACAACUUACCCAUGAAAGAGCUUCUUGGUUUUUUGAAAAGUCUUAUCCACAAAGUUGGGAAUUAGAUCCAACAGAAGGACCCCAGCGGGUAAGGCGUCGGACUCGCCAUUGUCAUCUUCAUAUGAAUUCUCGUUUUUUAAUGCCAGAAUAUAAAUAUAAACUUGGCCCAACAAACCACUUGCCACCUCUUGCUUAUUUGUUUGAGGAAGAUGAUAUUGCAGCAGAUUCUGCAUCUCUGAUUGAGAAGCUACACAUGAAUGAAAGAAUCACUUACACAUGCACUUGUACCGUCAUUUCACCAUCACAAGAAACUCCUGGCGAAGUUCUUAUAGGAAAUCACUGCAUUCAUUUUGUGGGAGAAGAAACUACUGGACAGGUUGUUCGAGGAGACAGGGCAGUUGUUUCUCAAGCUUGGCCUUUUGAUAACAUCAAAGAAGUUGUCAAGAGAAGGUUUCAGCUGCAGGAUAAUGCCCUGGAAAUAUUCCUAACCAAUGGCCUAACUUACUUAGUUGCUUUUCACUCCACCAGGGAACAGGAGGAAUUUUUCUCUCACCUGAUGAAUUGUCCACUCCCCCACCUUGUGGAGACAGAAACCUUAACAGCACUGACACACAUGUGGCGUGAACGGACCUUGACUAACUUCGAGUACUUGACACAGUUAAAUAAAUUGGCUGGCCGUUCUUUCAAUGAUUUGAUGCAGUACCCUGUGUUUCCAUUUAUCCUGUGUGAUUAUUCCAGUCCAACUAUAAAUCUGAAAGAUCCUGAUACAUACAGAUGUUUGUCAAGACCAAUGGCAAUUCAGGACAAGUCCAAGGAACAGCAUUAUAUCAAGCUAUACAACUAUUUAAAAGCAGAAGAAGAACAAAGUACCUCGUCAGAUAUGAUGCUACCAGCAGCAGGUUCAUAUCACUAUGGGUCUCACUACAGUAACAGUGGAACAGUUCUGCAUUUCCUUGUUCGGCUUCCACCUUUUACUCAGAUGUUUCUGAGCUAUCAAGAUCACAACUUUGACAUACCGGAUCGGACAUUUCAUUCACUACGCACCACAUGGCGAUUAUCCAGUGGCGAUUCUACAACAGAUGUUAAAGAAUUGAUUCCUGAGUUCUUCUUCCUACCAGAGUUUCUCAUUAACUCGGAAGGGUUUAAUUUUGGUGUUAGACAAACAGGUGAAAGAGUUCAUGAUGUGUGUUUACCACCUUGGUGUAGAAAUGAUCCUCGUCUUUUCAUCUUGGUUCAUCGCCAGGCUUUAGAAUCAGAUUAUGUUACAGAAAACCUUCACAACUGGAUUGACUUGGUGUUUGGGUACAAGCAGACAGGAAAAGCUGCAAUAGAAGCUGUCAAUAUGUUCCACCCAGCUACUUAUUAUGGUGUGGAUGUUAACAAGACAGAAGACCCCCUGAAACGUAAAGCCCUACAGACAAUGAUCAAAACAUUUGGACAAAUGCCACGUCAGUUAUUUAAUUCUCCUCAUUCUGCAGUUGCCCAAUCUGGAAGUGAAGAGACUGUUUAUACACAUAGUGCAUUUGCAGAGGUUCAGGGCUUGAAGUGGGGAAGUUAUGUUGGUUCUUUAUGUGAAACCGAGCCUAAUCUCAUCUGGAGAAGAUCUCAUCCGGCUCCUCUUGGUUGCUUGCUGCCUCUUGUCACCAAUGACGUUUUUGGUUUGGCUCUCAAUACCUGUUUGAUGCUGAGCUACAAAAAAGAAAAAGUUUUUACUUUAUACAUGCAUUACCAGCUGUCAGGUCAUCACUCUGGUGAAGACAGUCAUCAUCCACUACUUUAUACAUGCAUUACUAGCCAUCAGGUCAUCACUCUGAUCUGUAUUUGUGCAUCUGUUCCUGAUUGUAAUCUGCUCUUUCUGGGUCACAUGUCUGGCAUUAUCAGGGUCCAUCAACUGAUCUGUGACUCCGUUAAGCUAAAGGUAGAAGAAAAGAAACCUUUUGUACAGCUGUGUGGCCAUUCGGGUCAAAUAUCUACUAUCCAGAUCUGCAAGGGUUAUAGCAUUGCAGUUAGUGGAAGUGACAAUGGACGAUGUAUUAUAUGGGAUCUCAAUAGGUUAUCCUAUGUUCGAACUCUCCAGAGUAGUGGACAACCUGUAUCUUUGAUUGCUAUCAGUGAAACAUUGGGAGAUGUAGCCAUUGUCAGUCAUAUUGAUACAACAAGUCUUCUGAAGGUUUAUACAAUAAAUGGUAAAACCGUAGGUGAAGUCUAUACUUCUCAUGUUACUGCUCUCUGCUACUCCUCAGCUCCCGAAGGAGUGUCCAUCAAUGUAAUAGCCACUGGUCAUUUCAAUGGAAGUAUUAGGUUGUGGAGUUCAUGGGAUUUGAGUCCCGUCAGACUGAUCAAGGCUGAACGAUUUACCUGUCCUGUAGUUUGCUUAACAUACUCCUUUGACAAUCAACAUCUGUAUGCAGCUAACUCGGAAGGAACUGUACUUGUUUGGGAGAGACCAGUUAGAGGGUUGAUGAAGACACCUCGGUUUCUUACACUGAUCUAAACAACUCAAACUUUCCGGCACUGAUAAGUUUCCAGUGCAUGUGACUAAUGUGAAUUACUUCCGGGUUCUCAUUUUUGAAAGUUAAACGGGAUGUUCUCUGAAAACAAUAUGCUGAUGUUUCAAAAAGAAUCUUCAUUUGAUACAUAAAGUGUUUAUUGUUGUAAGAAUUAUGAAUUUAAAUCACUAUUGGCCACAUUUAGUGUUAGUUUGCUUUCAAUUGGGACCAAAUAGUUUGAUAGUGUUUGUAAAAGUAAAGUCUAAGGUAAGCUUGAACAGAUUUUUUGUAUUAGAUAAUAAAAGGUACUUGAGAAAUUCUCCAGGAUCUCUCGACAAAUCCUGUAGUCAGCCAGGUUGUACGAUAAAUAGUUUACCAUUUAUUUUAUCACCAUUACAUUACUCUCGGAUUCAGAAUCCAGCGAUUGUUUCACCUGUGAAUGUUCUGAGAACUACAAAACAAUUCGUAUUUAGAACAAUAUGUAAGGUUAUUGGGCUUUAAGAAAAAUCGUUUUUGGUUUUAGUUUUGUUGUAUCUUUUGAAGCUGUGUUACAGUAUGAAUACACGAAACACGUUAAUGAUUGAAGUACAUAUUUUUCUAGAGUUUCUGUAGCUAAGAAUUGAUAUAGAUGAGCUUCACAGCUCUGCUGAUGUUCAGUUAAACAGUCUAGUCAGUGGGAAUUUAUAUUUAUAUUUCAACAGUAGUUUAGUGUUUUUUGCAAAGUUUGAAUUUGUUCAUUUACAAACUGAAUGUGUUGUAUUAGCAAAGAUUUAGUGUAGAGGCUAAUUGUACUGUUUUCAGAGAGAGAGAAAUCAAUACCUAUCUAUGCUUUCCCAAGUUCCUACAGUUUCUCUAUUCAUUACAAUUUUUUAAAAUCAAAGUUAGCUUGAGGGAAGAGCAGUUUUUAAUACUGAUCAAGUUUCAUUGUGAAUAUUUUUCUGUGAAACGAAAUUUUAAAAUAUUUUCUUAUGUAAGUUUUAGAUUUUUCCAGCAUAAAGUACGUAUAACAUUUAUUUUUAGGAUGUAAAUUAUAAUACACAUCAUGUAUCAUGAGCUUCAGGUCAGUAGCAUGUAAAUCAGCUUCUUCUGUUGAACUUGUUGCUAUAAUAUAUGGUGGUAUGAUUCUUUUAGUUACAUGCAACACCUUAAGUACACAUUACUGAGUUUCUGUAAUCAUGGACCUGUUAGUAUACGAGGUUAAGUGCUCUCCUGUUGAGUGUGGUCUUCAGUGUGCAUAUGCCUUGUAAGAAUUGUUGUAUUCAUUAGUAGAGGUCAUGAUGCUUUCCCAUGUGCUUUUAAUAUUUUUGUCAUUUAAAAGAAACGCUGCAAGUAUAUUUUUGUUAAAUACUAUCAUGUUUAAAAUUUAAAACCGUAGUGUUCUCUAUUUCCCUCAUACAACGUAGGAAUUGAGUGCCACUCCAAUUUUUUUAAUCUCUGUAUUAUAGUGAAUGUAAAAAUUGAAAUUUUAUUCUUUAAAAGGAAUGAAGAUUGUAUAAUAAAUAGUGACGUUUUUAAUCUAAUGGUUAUACAAUAAAAAAGCUACUUUACAUCAAGUUCACUGUACUUUACACUGAAAAAUAUUAAAUUCAAAAAUCUCACAUCUUAGUAUUACUUACUGCAGCUUUUAGUUUAAUUGUAUUACUAGCAGGUUUGAAACUAUCUAAGCUUGAAAGGUGAUGAACAUGAUUAUUGGUAUCGUAUUAUAGCUGAGAUUUUUAACACUUGUACAACACUUAGCCCGAAGUUGUAAACUUAAGUUGACAUUUGAAAGUGCUUUGAUGUUGUUUUUAAUCUUGUUAAAAUUAUUGUCUGCUAAACUGUCAUUGUUUAUGUAUUAUAACACGUGUGAAUAGUUUGUAACUUAACACUUAUUCAAAAAAAAACAUUUAAAAUCAUUCUUGGAAGUACUUAAAAAACAAAAAACGGUAAGUUCAGGGACGGGAAGUGUUUAAAAACUAGAAUGACCUGUAAUUAUACAAGCUGUGUAGCUGAACGUCACUGUACAGUACUUCUCUAUCUCAAGAUUAACCACAGUCAACCGUUUAUUGUUUAACCUACAUAGUUUAGUGUACAGUCCUCCUCUAUCUCAAGAUUAACCACAGUCAACCGUUUAUUGUUUAACCUACAUAGUUUAGUGUACAGUCCUCCUCUAUCUCAAGAUUAACCACAGUCAACCGUUUAUUGUUUAACCUACAUAGUUUUCCCAUACAGUCCUCCUCUAUCUCAAGAUUAACCACAUUCAACCGUUUAUUGUUUGACUUGCACAGUUUUGUGUACAGUCCUUCUCUGUCUCAAGAUUUACCACAGUUGACCAUUUAUUGUUUGACAUACAUAGUUUUAUGUACAGUCCUUCUAUAUCUCAGGAUUAACCACAGUCAACUGUUUAUUGUUUGACUUCCAUAGUUUUGUGUACAGUCUUUCUCUAUCUCAAGAUUAACCACAGUUGACCAUUUAUUGUUUGACUUGCAUAGUUUUGUGUACAGUCCUUCUAUAUCUCAGGAUUAACCACAGUCAACUGUUUAUUGUUUGACUUCCAUAGUUUUGUGUACAGUCCUUCUGUAUCUCGAGAUAAACACAGUCAGCUGUUUAUUGUUUGACCUACAAAGUUUUGUGUACAGUCCUUCUGUAUCUCAAGUGUACCAAUGUUGGCCGUUUGUUUGACUUGUGUAGUUUUACUGAGUGUACACCACAAUAUGCUUUAGUUGAUAAAGUAAUAAACUACAGACCUGAAGGUUACUGGAUAAUUAAACUUUCUGUAUUGGAUAAACAGCAGUUUGCAUGAUUUGUCAGUUUUCUGUUGAUAAGAUCUUUUGUACUUGAAGAACAUUUACCAUGAGAACUAAGUCCACAAUGUUGGUAGAGAUUUGAAAAAACAUCAUAUUAAGUAGUUAUCAGCUUACACUUCCAUAAAAACUUCCUUCUUAGAAAUCUAUAGAAUGUUGGAAAUCAUAAUUUGUUUGUUUUGGUGGUCUCUUCAGGUGCAUCAUCCUGUUUGUAUUUAUUAGUCCUUUCAGCACUUAAAUUAUAGUGUUAAGACCGACAGUAUCAUUCAAAUUUAUCAAAAAAAAAGGAUCUGAAAAUAAAUUUUGCUUCUGUUUAACUUUGGGCGAUAAUUACGACACCGGUGGAACAUGUCUCCAUUUUUUGUGGAUAUGAAAAUAUGUUUUUACAAAAUUAAAGAUAGUUAGAAAUUUGUGAUAGAAAUAUUUAAAUUGAGCAUUGUAACAAAAUGUCAGAAAAAUUAAUGAAUUUUAUUCGGCAAUGUGCCAGAUCUAAAAUUUCAUUUUCAUCCAAUUUUUUGAUCUCUAGCCACACAGAGUUGUGUAAAUAGUGUUUUCUUUUACAUGUGUGGUUUUGAGAAUAUUUAGAAGUUGUUUUACUUGUCAGAAUGGAUUUUGUGGUAUUCAGAAAAUAGCUGUGUAGUCCUUAUGCUUAAUGCUGCUCUUAAUAAACAUUUUAGAAGAAUUGGUGCUCUCAAAAAAUUUGUCUGUGUAAUAACAUUUGUAAUGAAAAUAAAAGUUUAACUUAGUUCAAAAAAA
Molecule: messenger RNA, 6879 nt
Organism: Limulus polyphemus (Atlantic horseshoe crab)
Lineage: Eukaryota; Metazoa; Arthropoda; Merostomata; Xiphosura; Limulidae
Product: lysosomal-trafficking regulator-like
Exons: 26
Coding region: 1-3345 (1114 amino acids)
Biological process (GO): intracellular protein localization
Cellular component (GO): membrane; cytosol
Molecular function (GO): protein kinase binding
Source: RefSeq, a predicted model, not a curated record